Messenger RNA from Symbiodinium pilosum, 264 nucleotides. NCBI's taxonomy places the organism in Eukaryota, Dinophyceae, Suessiales, Symbiodiniaceae. The record is from the annotation of a GenBank genome assembly.
AUGCCCACUCCUUGCCUGCAGUUGCGGCAGGUUCUGUGGAGAGCAUCCUGCUGGAGCGAUCUGAGCCGACAAGCGGGAGCUCGCUGCAAGAAUCAGCACGAGGCAGAGGUCGGACGGAGGACGGUCGAGGCGUGGACGAACUCAAGACGUGACUUGGGAGAUCUGAUUUGCAGGUGCAGGGCGCAUUUUGUAGAAGUCAUGCGUCCUGAGUUCUUGCCUGCGCAUUGGGAUGUGACCCACCGAAUUGCAGUGCGACGCCUUUGA